AACUAGCAUCGCUAAGUCGGAUGUGAAAAAGUCGCUGGAGUUCUCCAUCGCCUCCAAGUGGUCCCUCGGUGGCGUUGCUGUCGAACUGAGCGGCUGCAUCAAGAAGUGUUGGUCUUCCUGCUAUCCAUGUACUUUCGGGACCUCACUUACAGACGCGGCUAACCCUCAUACCAGCUGGCUCCAGUCUCCGCGGAUACAUCAAGACGCUGACAAUGGACGACAUCCGGAAGCUCUUCAAUACAAUGACCGGAUCCCAUCUUGAUCCCGUCGAACAGGACGUACGAUUCAGCGAGUUGACCGUCGAGAUAUCGCAGGGACGCCUGAUGCUGUAUGGCGAGGUCUGGGUCGACUCAUACAAAGUUGCCGCCGCCAAAGUCCUCAUCUCGGUCGAUGGCGUCAUGAUCUCAGGAGCUGUCGACGAUCUUCACAUUGGCGAAGAGGUCUGUGUCAAGCAAGCCCGACUGGAGCUGAUCAUCGGCGACGUCAGUAGGCCGAAGGAACCUACCGGCAUUCCCAGCCGACCCCAGGGCAACGACCCGAACACGGGCACCGAGGACACGCAGACUACUCCAGAGAGCCGCCAAGGAGCCAAGAAUGAAGUUGUCCAGCAGAAGGCUACCGGCUCAACCAAAUCCGCGGAGCAAAAAGGAAAGAAGAAAGGCACGCCUGUCGCCGCCAUUAUCCGAGGAGAGGUCGAUGUCCACACCGACACGUUCAAUCUCAAGUUCAACGUGGCGGCGGCUAUCUCCAAGACCGCAGACGGCCCGCUGAGCUAUUUCGUGUAUGGACAGCUCGACUGCGAGAGCUUGAGCAUUGGCAAGAUGGUGGGCGAUGCAAUGGAAGACGGGCACCCCAUGGACCUGCAGUUGGACCGAGUCACGCUGGUGGCUGCCAGCCAUGACAUCACCAACGACUAUGGCUUGAACACGGCGCGGUUCCCCAUCAAGGAAGGUAACUACGUGAAAUUGGGCCCCCCACUUUCCACGGCUGGCUUUGUACUGAUCGUUGACGCUCGCUGUAGGAAUCUUCCUCUGCGCCGAGCUCAAGUCGGUUCCCUUUGUGGGCGAGCUGUGCAAGGGCUCGACGCCGGGGGACAGAUAUAUCCUUCGCGCUGGAUACUCGCAGAAGGGCGGGCUCAGCAUCGGUAUUAUCCUUCCAGAAAGUAUCCGGGUGAGUGGCUGGUGACUUCGAGCCCUUAUUAGCAUUCUGUGAGCACACACAAUAAUCAUGGCUGACUUGAGCCCCUGUUUCUUCUCCCAGAUUGAGUUGUCGCCAACGGUGGUCUCGGGGCCUCUGACUCUGAUCGUCGAAACGAAACCUGACCUCAAGAUCGUGUUUGAUGCGACGCUCUGGGUCACCCCCGACGGCGAAGAGAAACCAUUGCAAC
Molecule: messenger RNA, 1387 nt
Organism: Lasiosphaeria miniovina
Lineage: Eukaryota; Fungi; Ascomycota; Sordariomycetes; Sordariales; Lasiosphaeriaceae
Exons: 1
Coding region: 213-1202 (329 amino acids)
Source: RefSeq, a predicted model, not a curated record